Molecule: messenger RNA, 1981 nt
Organism: Capsella rubella
Lineage: Eukaryota; Viridiplantae; Streptophyta; Magnoliopsida; Brassicales; Brassicaceae
Product: putative pentatricopeptide repeat-containing protein At1g53330
Exons: 2
Coding region: 23-1432 (469 amino acids)
Molecular function (GO): protein binding
Source: RefSeq, a predicted model, not a curated record
UUGAGAGACUUUGACUAAACCCAUGUCCGCCGUGAAAUCUGUCUCUUCAUUCAGGCUCGCCUCUCUCCUCCGCCGCGAGAAUGAUCCUUCCGCCGCCGUUAAGCUUUUCCGAAACCCUGAUCCUGAAUCAACGAACCCAAAAAGACCCUUUAGAUACUCUAUUCUUUGCUACGAUCUCAUCAUCACGAAACUUGGUGGCUCUAAGAUGUUUGACGAGCUAGAUCAGGUGCUUCUACAGCUCAAAACCGAUACUCGGGUCGUUCCAACGGAGAUUCUUUUUUGCAACGUGAUCAAUUUUUUCGGCCGUGGGAGAUUACCCAGUCGUGCGCUCCACAUGUUCGACGAAAUGCCUCAAUACCGUUGCAAACGUACUAUGAAAUCCGUGAACUCUCUGUUGAAUGUGCUUUCGAAGUGUGGAGAGUUCGACAAAAUGAGGGAGCUUCUUUCUGGUAUUGAUGAGUUUGGUAAGCCAGACGCUUGUACUUAUAAUAUACUGAUCCAUGGAUGUUCUCAGAGCGGGUGUUUUGAUGAUGCCUUGAAGCUAUUCGAUGAAAUGGUCAAGAAAAAGGUCAAGCCCACUGGUGUAACCUUUGGGACGCUGAUUCACGGGUUGUGCAAGAAUUCGAGGGUGAAGGAAGCAUUGAAGAUGAAGCAAGAUAUGUUGAAAGUGUAUGGAGUAUGUCCCACGGUUCACAUUUAUGCGUCGGUGAUCAAAGCGCUUUGUCAAAUUGGUGAAUUGAGUUUUGCGUUUCAGCUUAAGGAUGAGGCGUAUGAAGGAAAGAUCAAAGUAGACUCAGCUAUUUACUCUACGUUGAUUAGCUCAGUUAUAAAAGCUGGAAGGUCGAAUGAGGUGUCGAGUAUAUUGGAAGAAAUGAGUGAAAAAGGAUGCAAACCCGACACAGUGACUUACAAUGUACUGAUUCACGGGUUCUGUGUUGAGAAUGAUUCCGAAUCAGCUUAUCGAGUUUUGGAUGAUAUGGUAGAAAAAGGCUUGAAACCAGAUGUUAUAAGCUACAAUAUGAUACUUGGUGUCUUGUUUAGAAUCCAAAAAUGGGAAGAGGCAACUUACUUGUUUGAAGAUAUGCCCAGAAGAGGUUGCAGUCCUGAUACCUUAUCUUAUAGAAUAGUUUUCGAUGGGCUGUGCGAAGCUUUACAAUUCGAAGAAGCAGCGGUUGUCUUAGACGAAAUGCUAUUUAAAGGCUACAAGCCUCGCAGGGAUAGGCUAGAAAGGUAUCUGCAGCAGCUAUGUGAGAGUGGAAAGUUGGAGAUUCUGAGUAAAGUUAUCAGUAGCUUGCAUAAAGGAAAUGCUGAUGAUGCAGAUGUGUGGUCAGUUGUAAUACCUACAAUGUGCAAAGAACCUGUUAUAUCAGAUUCUAUUGAUUUCUUGUUGAACAGAGUAAAGGAAGUUGGUCCUUUAUCAGCAAUGCCGUAAUGCUAGGUCACUUGUCGUGCAAUUUAAUGUUGCUGUCUUGGUUUAGUAAUACAGGACAAGGAAAAAAUAGACGAUAGAAUUGCAAAGCUCUCUGGUAAUACAGGUGAAUAGUUACCACAUGGGCUCACUUCAAUUUAGAUAACGGAAGAAUGUGCUUAGUGCUCCUAAUUAAAGCUCUUACCUCUUCUCGGUAGCCUGCAAAGUGGUGGUGCAGAGGAUUUAUUCCAUUCACUGAACCAAGCAUUGAGCUGUGACGACUGUGAUGGUGGAGGCGGCAGUGGUAAUAGCGGUGUCGGCAAAGGUGGUGAUAAUGGUUGCAGAAAAAGUUAAUAACUGCUGUUACCUCCAGCAUGCGAAGGCUGGCUUGAGUGAAUAACUAUCAAAACACUUGCGAAGUAUACAAAUAGACCUUUUAUACAUAAAUCAUAAAGUAUAGAUAGACGAUUUAGAUUUGUAGACAUUGUGGCUAUAUAACGGUCUUGAGGAUUUUGAAAGUAUCUUUGGCAAACCUUCCUUUGUAAGUAUUAAAAGGUGUGUAUCCUGUUUUAA